Molecule: messenger RNA, 1721 nt
Organism: Cajanus cajan (pigeon pea)
Lineage: Eukaryota; Viridiplantae; Streptophyta; Magnoliopsida; Fabales; Fabaceae
Source: RefSeq, a predicted model, not a curated record
CACAAAUCACAACCCUUUCUUUCUCUCUCUCUCUCUCUGUCACUGUCCCUCUCACAUUCACAUCGAGUUUGACCUAUUGCCACCCACCGGCUCUUCUUUUAUCUCUUCUAUUCCAAUGGCGACCCCACCCUUCUCCUCUCUCUGCUCUCGGAUCUUCAUCUUCUAAACCCCUCUUUUUUUUCUUCUUCUUUUUUUUCCUCACCACAAACAACUUAAACAACCUUUUUUCUCUCCAUUCAUUUCCUUCUUUUUCUUCCUUCCCUCUCAAACCCUAAAUCACUCCCCCACCCACUUAUAUAUAUAUACAUAUAUGCAUCAUAAUUAACAUCUUUCCUUUUUACCUUUUUCCAGAAGCCCCUUUCCCAAUUGGAUUUCGAUCGUGAAAACCAACACUCUUUUCUAACUAGUUACUAUUUCAAUUCCCUUCCUUCUACUAUCCAUACCACCUUAUUUCCUUUUUUACUUAAGCAAUGGAUUCUGGAAACAGUGGAAGCAUCUCCUCCAGCGAUGAAGAAUACGAUUCAUCACAGGCUGAUCCAUCGUUCCUCAACCAUUUCGGCUCCAUCUCCCACCCCCAACCAUUACCAACCCUCGUUCCUUCCCACCCCUCAAUGUUUGAUCUUUCCUCAACCUACCUCCAUCAUCAUUCCUUGCUAAACUUGGACUCUCAAGGCCCAAGAUCUGAAGUACCCAAUUGCACCAACCCUCAAGCCCUACUACCAUCCGCAACACCAACACACGACAACAUUAAUGCUAUACACCAACUUUCAUCACCGCCAAACAACAACAACCUCGUACGCAACACAAAGAAACGAAGCAGGGCUUCAAGGAGAGCACCCACCACCGUUCUCACCACCGACACCACCAAUUUCAGAUCCAUGGUUCAAGAGUUCACCGGAAUCCCUGCGCCUCCCUUCUCACCCUCCUUCUCUCGCCGCCUACCUCUUCGCCCAAACCCUUUCCUUUCAACUCCCUCAAGAACCUUGUUACACAACAACAAUAACAACACCAUCAACGUUUCUCUUUCUCCUAAUAAUAAUAAUUCUUCCAUUAACUACCAACUACUUCCUGAUCUAUCUUUACCCUAUCAUCAGCCCCCACAGAAUAAUUUCAUGCAGAAUCACCCUAUCGGUAUUCCAGCGUUUCACCCCUCUCCUCCUCUUCACUCUCUUGUCCCUGCAGGGUUUGGUGAUUUGAACCAAAGCCAAGUGAGUGCGCACGUGGUGGGUGCUAACGAACACGUGGGUUCUGAGGGCAUGCUUCUGAGGAGUGGCGGUGAUGACGGAGGAGGGAGAAGAGACCCGUAUAAUUAUGGUAGCUGUAAGCUAAACAUCUCGGUUUCUGCGUUGAGCAGCUUGAACAAUGAGAAGAACAACGUUAACUUGGAGAAUGGUAAUUCCCCUAGGGAAGGUGCCGUGGAGGCGUGGAUUUGUUCUUCUCAUCAAUAGGGUUCGUCGCGUGUCAGAGACUAAACAGUAUAGUACUCAACUUCUGAAUCAUUGCGAGGUUGAAUUUCAUAUACUGCAAUGAAUUAAGAGCUAGCGUCAUCAUCAUGAUGUUGAUCAUAGUGGUCUAGUUUUGGUGGUUAGCAUUUGCAGCUAUCAUUUUUUUUUUCUUUUCAUUUGUUUUUAAUUUUAAAAUUUUUAUAAUGUUAAAAUUAUAAGCAGCAAGAGUGAAAUUUAUUUAAUUAUAUAGUGUAUACUCCUUUAAUUUGUACUUGA